Messenger RNA from Melanaphis sacchari, 2351 nucleotides. RefSeq names its product DNA-dependent protein kinase catalytic subunit-like. The transcript has 13 exons. Gene Ontology annotation, biological process: double-strand break repair; telomere maintenance; intrinsic apoptotic signaling pathway in response to DNA damage. Gene Ontology annotation, molecular function: protein serine/threonine kinase activity. The coding region runs from base 40 to 2304 and encodes 754 amino acids. NCBI's taxonomy places the organism in Eukaryota, Metazoa, Arthropoda, Insecta, Hemiptera, Aphididae. The record is from RefSeq and is a predicted model, not a curated record. Gene Ontology annotation, cellular component: nucleus.
GAUAUUAAUUUAUUAUCAAAUAAUGUAUUAUCAGAAAUAAUGAGUAAAAUAAAAAGCAAUAUACAAUUUGAAAGUCUUAAUGAAGUCUUACAACAAAUUGACUGUAUUAUCAUACAUAAUUUAAAAAAUUGCAUACAUAUUGCUUUAAAUAGUAAUUUAUGUACUGAAACAAUUGUAGAUUCUUAUAUAAUAUUAGCACAAUAUUGUUUAGAGGAAUUAAAUUUUAAAGAAAACAUUAAAAACAAUCAGAAAUGUAUGGUAUUUAUAGAAUCUGUUUUAAAAGCAAUGAAAUAUGGUUCUAAAAAAGCUUCAGAAUUAUUUCCUAUUAUAUUACAGUUUGAAGAUCUCUCUAACUAUCCGUUGAAAGAAACAUUCAUUUCAGAAAAUCAAAAUGUUCCUGAGUAUAUGUUCCUACAGUGGAUAAAUCAGAUUUUAGGUUGCUUGGACUCUCCUUUAAUUGAUGUCAUUAGUCCACUUUUAAUUCGUUUGUGUCAAGUAUAUCCUAAGGCUAUUCAGUUUCCUUUGAAAAUUUUUAUGGAAAGAAAUGUGUACAAAAAUGAAGAGUGUGAAACAUUCUUAAAAACUAAACUUGUUCCAUUAAUAUCUGAUAUUUAUAUAGACAUGUUUAUAAAAGCUAUAAGUAAUGUUUGUUGUCCAUUUACUCAGCUCCUUGAAUACAUAAAUGAUGUUCAAGAGAGUAUAAAAACAAAUAAUUUGAGUUUGAUUAUAUUAGUGUUUGAAAUUAUGCUUAAGAAUUGCUUUAUAACUAAAGAAAAUCAACAAUUUAAAGGAAAAGAAUUUAAAACAUUAGAUAUAUUUAAAAAUGAACUCGAAUCAAUUUUUGACAAAUUAAAAUCAUCUUAUUCCAAUCUAAAUGAUGUUUGUAUGGCAUUAAUAACAAUUAAAAAACAAAUAGAUACUCAUAAAAAUGAAUACUAUAAUAGAAAGUUGUCUACUAAUUUAAUAAAUUAUUGUCCAUGGCUAGCUCUGUAUUCUAAUCAUAAUAUAGACACAAUUGAAAUUCCAGGACAGUAUUGUGGAACAAGAAAACCCAAUAUUGAUAAUCAUAUUACUAUCACAUCAUUUAAACCAAAUGUACAAGUAAUUUUUUCAAUGAGAAAUCCUAUUAAAAUUACAAUGAUUGGAAAUAAUGGAAAAAAAUAUAGUUUCUUGAUUAAAUUUGGUGAAGAUCUAAGGCAAGAUCAACGAAUUCAACAAUUACAUAAAGUAAUAAAUGAUACAUUGUUAAACAAUUCAUAUUGUUGUGAGAGACAACUGUCACUUUCUAAUUAUAUAGUGUUUCCAAUAACAACAAAAUUGGGUAUGAUUGAAUGGAUUAAUAACACAGUCACAUUAAAAGAUUUUAUUUGUGAAUCAUUUCCUGGUGGUAAAGAUUCUGGAAUAGAACAAUUACAUUCAAAAGUUGUUGAACAUUACCGUUGGUUGUCUGAAAAGUCUGAUUCAUUAAAUAAAUUGACUGUCUAUACACAAGCAACUAUAAAUUAUAAUAGCAUGGUUACUGUAGCAAAAUUCAAACAGCUUGUCCAAUCAAUCCCUGCUGAUAUAUUAAGGAAAUCUUUGUUAAAUUUAUGCCAUUAUGCUGAGAUGUAUAUUUGCUUGAGAUCGAAAUUUAUAACCAGUUUCUCAGUACUUUCAAUUUGUCAUUGGUUAUUGGGAAUUGGUGAUAGACAUCUAGACAAUACAAUUGUAUCAACAAAAACAGGAUUUUGUACGGGAAUUGAUUUUAAUUUUGCUUUUCAUACAGCAACUAGUAUACAAGUUAUACCUGAAUUGAUACCGUUCAGAAUGUCCCCUCAUAUUGUUUCUUUAAUGGCACCACUGAAUUUAACAGGUUUUAUUCGUGAAACAAUGGUGCAUACAUUGAAAACUUUAAUUGAUAACCAAGAAAUGAUACUGUCUGUGAUGCAAGUAUUUAUUAAUGAUCCUACUGCAGACUGGGCAAAAAUAGCCAAAACCGAAACUUUAAGAAUUAAUGGUGAAUUUGACUCAAAAGAAAUACAAUGGUUUCCUAAACAAAAAAUACUCUCUGGCAAAGAUAAAUUGAAUGGAAUUAAUCCUAUUGAAAUAUUAUGCCGUGAGCUUGAAAUUUCUUGUAUACCUAAUGAUUAUAAAAAAGCAUUGCUUAAUAUACUUAAAAGUGAUUCUCAAAACAAUAUAUUCAAAAGGUCAAAACUACAAAAAUGUAAUAUUACUCAUAAUCAACAGAUUGAUUGUCUAUUAGAUAUUGCGACCGACCAUCAAAUUUUAUGUCUAGCUUAUAGUGGUCUUCAACUUUGGGUUUAAUUUAAACCCUCUUUUUAUAUAUAAUAUUACACAUUUAUUGUUUUAUA